Messenger RNA from Drepanopeziza brunnea f. sp. 'multigermtubi' MB_m1, 459 nucleotides. The record is from RefSeq and is a predicted model, not a curated record. NCBI's taxonomy places the organism in Eukaryota, Fungi, Ascomycota, Leotiomycetes, Helotiales, Drepanopezizaceae.
AUGCUGGCCUCCCCAGAAAUCGUCUCUCCGCCCGUCCGACGAGUACGCAUCGAUGCUCUUCUGCGUCUUGCUGUCGCGUUUGAGACCGUCGACACCGUCCACAAUUUAAUUGAAGCUUCGCAGGACGGAACAUCCAAGCUCGACGAGCUUCUGGUCGGCUCGGUUCCCGACUUUACGAAGGGGGGUGGAAAAUUUGGUGCGAUUGGGUGCGAGCGAUCGGAAAAAUUCGGAGCGAUUGGAGGCCAGAGGGAGCCUGAAAACCCCUGCACGAAGUUCGAAGCCGAUGAAAAAGCGUUGGUAAGUCCAAAGAACUCUCCCAUGGCACCCGAAACAACAACCAACGUUCUCACAAUUGAUAUACCACGUACCCCAUCCACCCAUCGCAGCGCUUUGGAAGGUGGCGAACCAGGACCUGGCCACAAUAUUCCCGAGCCAGGAUUGAAGAAAGGUUACGCUUGA